Molecule: messenger RNA, 2517 nt
Organism: Epithele typhae
Lineage: Eukaryota; Fungi; Basidiomycota; Agaricomycetes; Polyporales; Epitheliaceae
Exons: 6
Coding region: 1-2517 (838 amino acids)
Source: RefSeq, a predicted model, not a curated record
AUGACCGCGGAUGUAUAUCCUCUCGCGCGCUCGAACCUCCGCCUCAGCACCGCUCCCUCCCAUUCUCAAAUAUGCAAGCGCCACGCUCUCAAGCGGAAGCGGAUCGACGAGGAUUACUUCAACCACCCAUCUCCUCGCCCACUACGCAGCAACACUGGACUCAGCCGCAGCAUGUACACCCCGAAGUCCCCACCAGUCCUUAACACCGACAUCCUGGCUGAAUUCCUCCUCCAUCUACCUCCAUAUGACGCACUCAUCUAUGGGUCCACUUGUUACUUCCUUCGAGACAGGGCGGUCCGCCAAGCAGUCUCCAACGUGCGCUUCGCCUCCGCCCCACACCUCACCAAGUUUUGCUUGUUCAUGCUCGCCGACCUCUCCCGCAUGCCGUACCUCCGACAUCUAACACUCCUCCGUCAAGUCGCGCACGCUCCCACAGAGCAAUUUUUGGCCUCUAUUGCUUCCCUCGCACAUCUCCUCCCGCACGCAACUGCGCUCGCCACGCUCAUCCUUCCGGAUGCAGAUUUGUGGCUCGGUCUCGAGGCCCGCCUCAUUCCCGCACUCGUAUCCCUCCCCUGCCUCAAGUCGCUCGACCUGCAUUCGCUCGGCGAUGACACACAGUCGGCUCUGUCCCGACUUUGCAGCGCCGAAACCCUGCAGCGCCUGGUCGUCGACUCGCAGUGGGUGACGCACCCACCAGAAGGCAGCGUCACCUCCAGCAUGCACCUACCCGUCAUGCCGAACCUACACACGCUCGUGCUGACGAGGUGCCAGAAUCCACCACCUCGGAACAUCCUCCCAACACUGUUCCCCGCGCUGCGCGUGCUGCAGCUCACCGAGGUGUCUUACCCUCCCUCCCAGAGCGAGGUCUCUCCGCGGAGCUGGUGGCUCCCACCAGAUUCACCUCCGGCGAUACCAUCGGAAGAGCCCGAACAAGGGAGUCUCGACGUCCUGUGUGGCGACAUCCCCUCCCUACGCUCACUACAAAUCUCGCGGCCCGUGCGCGCGCUCGAGCUCAAUCUCACCCUCACGCCGGAGCACCCAGCGGACCCGGAACCCCUGGCGGAGGUGUUCGGCGCGGCGUCCCCGCGGCGGCUCGCGCUCCGGAUGACGGCCUCUUGCGAGCUGCCCUUCUGGCGGCUCUACGCGCCCGAGAUGCCGCGUCUGCGCUACCUCGAACUGGUCGUCAUCGACGACGGCGCGAUACCCCCGGAGCACGCAAGCUGGCUGGACGCGCUCUCCACGCCGGGCUGCUCAUCUCUCUUCGCGCUCGCGAUCGAUGUACGAAGCUUCCCCAACGUGCAGACCGGUGUGGGACCACCCGUGGAGACGGCGGGCGCGCGUCCGAACGACCCUGCGCGCGUCCUGGCAUGUCUCCUGCGCGCGCUUCCCGGCGCGCUCCCGAACCUCUGCCUCCUCGCGCUCCGCGUCAGCGCGAGUUCGUGCCCCAUCGACUCGGAACCUGUUGCGCGCGGGGGUGGCCCGUUGGGCGGCACCUUUGCGGGGAGUGCCGACUUCGACCCCGACCUCGACGCCAUCGGCGCGUUCGACUGGUGGGCCGCGGAAGCGCGCCUCCCUCGCGGGUGUGCCCAGGAUGGGGGUCAAGGGAAUGGGAAAGGCGGCGGCGGCGGCGGCGAUACUCACUCCAUUCUCGGCCCUGCGGAAGGGUACCACACGUUCGGGAUAUACCAGAAGCGAUCGGACGCGGCGAGCAACCUCAAGAUCCGCUCGCCCUGGAUUUCGUUCCACGCAUACUUCGAUCACGCAAAAUUCGGCGGCUCUCUGUACUCCGCUCGGGAGCUCACCAGCCUUUCGAGUGCCGCAAACUACUGCGAUCUCGCAGUUCGGCUCGGAUUCAUCCCGCGCAUCGCCUUGCGCGUCGCCGCCUACCUCGAAACGUCCGCGGCCCUCUGGGACGCCGACCCGUACAAGUUCAAGGGGUUCCAGGACUUAUUUGCUCUACGGAAGACGUACCGCGCGAUCCGUACAGAGAAAGACCAGAGCGACCUGAAAUACAGAAUCAAAAUCGUUGGGCGCGAGAACAUGUAUCGUUGCGCCGCCCCCGGAUGCGGCAUCCAGUCUCUUCACAAGCGGGCUUUCCGGAUGUGCACCGGACGGUGUUUCGGGCGAUGGAAGUCGUACUACUGCAGCGCCGAGUGCCAGCACAACGUCAUCUCCGAAGACGACGGGGACCCGGACUGGGUCGACGUGGGGACGUACGACGCCGCUAUAUACAGGGUGAUAGAUUCCCGAUCUGCCCCUACACCCCGCGAGCCUUCACGUGCACGCGCUGACGGUGAACUAUUCGUCGAGUUCACGCACCCGUACCCACGGCAUCCAGAAGGCGAGAUUGUCCGCGUCGUCUCUUCCACCUUGCCUCCUCGUAUUCUACGUCAAUACCGGGAACAGUCUUCGGAGAUUCUCCGCUCGUGCUUUUUGAGUGCCAGGCUGGGGAAGCCGAAGGAGCGGAGUGUGCUCGACGGCACAUUCGCGGUUGAUGACAGGUGGUGGGCAACAUAG